Molecule: messenger RNA, 2436 nt
Organism: Helicoverpa armigera (cotton bollworm)
Lineage: Eukaryota; Metazoa; Arthropoda; Insecta; Lepidoptera; Noctuidae
Product: alpha-(1,3)-fucosyltransferase C
Exons: 2
Coding region: 1081-2361 (426 amino acids)
Cellular component (GO): membrane
Molecular function (GO): fucosyltransferase activity
Source: RefSeq, a predicted model, not a curated record
UCUGACCUCCUCAACCCAGUUACCCGGGCAACCCAAUACCCCUUGGUAACACUGGUGUCAGACGGUUACGGGCUUCUGACUACUCGUAACAACUGAGAAAGAUGUUCAAUUACAGCCGGGACCUACAGUUUAACGUGCCAACCGAAACAGUCAUUGGUGUCCAAGAUAUACUUAGAAAGUACAUACAGACUUAGAAAAGUUGCAUUGAUACUUGCCUGACCUGGAAUCGAACCCACGCCUUCAUAUUUGAGAGGUUGGUUCUUUACCCACUAGACCACCACGACUUCCCUAAAAAUAACCAACAAACAAAAAAAAACAGAACUCAUUACACCUCAGGCGAAUUAAAAAUACACAAAUCUAAACAUGAUAAAUGUAACUAAAGAGAAACCAAAUAAAUCAUACGAGCGACUAACUUACUGCCAAACAGUGUGGUAAGCGACAAUAUUAAAGCUUCCCGUAAAAUAUUUUUUCCCCAUAAAUUAAGGGAAUGUAAGCGAGUUUUUUCAUAUGCCAGUUUCGCUUGUAUUACGCGAAAUUAAACGCAUAAAUUACAACUGUACAACUUGAGGUGCAUAUAUUGAAUUUGGGCUCGCCUUAAUCACAUCGAGUGUAUUAUGCGAACACAGUUCUAACAAUGAAGGUCUUUAAAAUAAUAGGGUCAAAGGAUCUUGUAUUUUUUUAUUUUCUAUCUAAGAUUUUUUGUCUACAAAGACCUAGGCCUAGCAGUUAGAAAAAUAAAUACCUAAUAGUCUUAUUUGAUGCACAUUUUAAGUUUAUGUUGGUAAUACUUGGAAUUACUGCACCGAAGGAAUAUUUCACUACAACAAGACUGCUUUCAACGAUUACCCUUCGAUAGCAAAGAACAGGUAGCUCACACGUUCUAAAUAAAUCACUCCACAAUGUUUACAAGUUCAUUUGCGCAAACACACCGCAAAAACAAGAAACAAAACAUUCCUUCGCUGAAAAAUUCAAGAACUGUCAACGGAUUCGUAAACAGGGAGAUAAAAAUGAAGUCAGAUCCGCCCAGCGGUCAGUCUGUGACCAAACAGUGCCGUGGUUAUGACCUAAGUCGCAAAUUAAAUGAAGAACAAAAUACAGAAAACCAAAAUGUACACGUAUCACAUAAAAGAUAUGAUGUUCGUCGGGACUUGCAAGAAGAAUCAUCUAAAGGUCGCCUUAUGUAUCGUGUUUGGAAUCAUUGCUUUAGUAGUUCUAAUCAUUCCGCAUGUGAUGACGACGCAUAAGUAUAUACACCACCGAAGACUUACGAGGUACGCGACAGACUUAAAGUAUAUACUCUUUUGGAGCAAAUCGAAGCAUCAGAGAUCACGCUUAGCCCUAAAUAAGCCGAGCGAAUUUUUGCCAGGUCAGAAAAUGUUCAUCAACCAGAAAUGCCCGCACAUCAACUGUUAUAUAACAUACAACAAGGACACAUUAAAUAACGCCGAAGAUUUUGAUGCAAUAGUAUUUGAAAUAGAUGACAUUAUCAAAGUGGAUGUUAACUUCAUCAAUUUGACGAGAUCUCCAGAGCAGUUAUAUAUAUUCAGAUCAUCAGAGACUCCGGAGAAACAUCCAUUAUGUCACCAUGAUUUGGACGACUUUUUUAAUUGGACUUGGACUUAUAAGUUGAGUUCUGAUAUUCCUCAGCCUUUUUUAAAUAUCCAUUACACCAAUCAUUCGAUCAUCGGGCCGGUUACGAAAAUGAAUUGGCAGACUAAAAAAUUAAAGAGAAGUUCAAGUAUCGCUAGUAAAAUAAGGCAUAAGAAAAAGGCUGUUGCUUGGGUGCUGACUAAGUGCAAACUGAAAACGAAACAUCAAGAUUUUAUUAAGGAGUUUAAGAAUGAAAUAAGAGGAUAUAAUUAUACGUUGGAUAUUUAUGGUCCAUGUGGUAAAAAGAAAUGUCCUGGUGGUAGCGCAAUAAAAUGUUAUAAGAUGUUAGAAAGGGAAUACUACUUCGUUAUAGUGUUGGAAGAGUAUUUGACAGAAGAUUAUGUGACCGAGGUCAUGGUCAGCGCGAUGUCGCAUCUAGUUAUACCUAUUGUUUUGGGACCGUCUGAUUAUUCCAAUUUCUUACCUCCUGGCUCCUUCAUCAACGUCCAGGCCUUCGACAUGAGUAAACUAGGUGCACUGAUAGACUACCUCAUCAAAAACCCUGAUAUGUACGAAUUUUUCUUUGAUUGGAAGAAGUACUAUUAUUACACAGUGAGGCCUAGGACCCAGGUUUGUGAUCUCUGCACCAAACUUAACGAAUACAACGGUUCAAAUGUCGUGAAGACGAAUUUCCGAAAAUGGUGGGACCCAGAAUUUAAAGAUGUCUGCCAAAGAAUGAAGUUGUAUAAGUAUUUUAAUACUGAUGUUUGAGGGUUAAUUUUAUGACUUUAUUUUUAAGUAGAUUUAGGAAGACAGAUUUUUAGCAACAUUUGAUAUAGAAAUUAA